Messenger RNA from Clonostachys rhizophaga, 2118 nucleotides. Lineage: Eukaryota; Fungi; Ascomycota; Sordariomycetes; Hypocreales; Bionectriaceae. The record is from the annotation of a GenBank genome assembly.
AUGACCGCAGACGCCAUUGAAAAGAAGCCAACUGACGCUACCAACAGUGCGACAGAUGUGGUAGAAGCGGCCGCCAGCGGCAACGAGAACGAAACCAACAAGAGCGACGACGCCCAGGGGUCCCCUGAUACACCCGUUGGCUGUUCCACGGUGAGCACAGUGCUGUUCGCCACUUUUGACAAAGCUGGACGGCAAUCAUGGUCGUCGAAAUCGCCAGACGUGGAGACUACCGAGAACAAGGAGACUCGGAAGUCGGCCAUCAUUGUGCGAAAGGUUGCACCCAAGCGGGCAGACUCGAGCAAGCCUCUGGUCAUUGACAGUCUGGUUAUCCAGUCGCCUUACCUGAAGAAGGUCCUCGCCAAGGUGCUAGAGGACUACCCGGGCAUUGUCGUCAACGUCGUCCGCCUCGUCUUUGAGAACCCAUUUGAGUGUUUCGUCCACCGCUGGGACCGCUUCAUCCAGGCCCUCGAGGACCCUGAGCUUGAUGACCUCACCAAGGACCAUCUUAAGCUCUUGCACGAGAUCCUGGAGGAAGAGCUGCGGGAUGUUCUCCAAGCCCGUGAAGACUUCAUCAAAACCAGGGCAGUCAACUGGGCCUAUGUCUGGACAAUCUUCACGCCCGGAUGCAUUGUUUGGGGGUCCAAGAAUGGAAAGCCCAUUGCAGUCAGGUUUGUCCGCGGCGAGUAUGCAAAGGACAAGUGCGGUAAAUUCUACGCCCUACAUUGCCAGUGCAUUGAGUGGGAUGGCAAAAUCCUGGGCUGGGCCAAAGCUACGCAAAAGAUCCGCCAGUAUCUCGGCACCAUGAAAGUCCAAAGUCUAUCAUGCUUUCCUCUCGAUAUGCAUUCCCAGAAGGAAAGUGUAACCCAGCUGCUUCGGGAACGUGGGCUGCGUUUCCAUGAGUUCGCCGGGCAUCGUUACAAGUUCUCCAAUGGUCUCGCUCUCUGGUAUGAUAGAAAGUACAAAAUCAUCCGACAAGAGAUGGUCGACUCGCGUAUUGUAAUUGACGCGAAGACUUGGGCGCAGGAGACCCCAGAGCUCUCAUUCACCACAACAAAGAAUCUCCGCUUGGGAGGAUACGUGAAGGGCACUGUGGGUGGUCGCCGCCCAGAUGGCAAUGACGACGGUUCCGAAUCCGAGAGCGACGAGAGUGGGGAGGAAGGUAGUGAGGAUGAGAGCGAUGAUGGUAUGGACGUGGACAUGGGAACUGGCGUCGAUGACGACUUUGAUCCCAAAAACCGCGGCAAAGAUGGCAGGGACCAGAAUCUCCCAAAGCAUCUGCUUAUUCUCACCAGCCCCAUGGUUAGAGGUUACUCGCUCAAGAACAGGCGCUGGAUGGAAUUCUUCAUCGACGAUGUGUCCGAGAUUACAUUCCGCGAGAACUCCUUCGAUUCUCUCGUCCUGGAGCAGGAGAAGAAGGAUCUGAUCCUGGCAUUUUCCCAAACCCAAAUCAAACGCAAAGACCAAUUCGACGACGUUAUCUCCGGCAAGGGUCGAGGUAUCAUCAUGCUCCUGUCUGGUAGCCCAGGCAUUGGAAAGACGCUCACUGCCGAAACAGUCGCCGAGCAUAUGCGUGUGCCCUUGUACUCGAUCCAUGCAAGCGACCUAGGUUCCUACGCCUGGGAGAUGCAGCACAACAUGAGCAAGAUUCUGACCAUGGUGGCUUCCUGGAACGCUGUCCUGCUCCUUGACGAAUGUGAUGUGUACCUUGAAAAGCGGGAGACUGGUGAUGUAUCACGCAACUCGAUUGUCUCUGUGUUUCUACGCAUGCUCGAAUAUUACGAGGGGAUCCUCUUUAUGACCACUAAUCGCGUCGACACCAUCGAUCCCGCAUUCGAGAGCCGCAUUCACCUCUCUCUAGAGUAUCCAAACCUUACAGAUGCUUCACGCGAGCAAGUUUGGCGUGCAUUCUUCGAGCCAAUCGAUGGCCAGGGCGACAAGGCUCAUGAACUCAGCGAUGCUGACAUCAAGGAGCUUAGCAAGUUGGACCUCAACGGCAGGCAGAUCAAGAACACGAUCAAGAUGGCUAAGCUCCUGUCUUGGCAGAGAGAGGAGUCGCUCAAGAUGUGGCAUGUAAAGUAUGUUUUGAAGGUCCAGAAGCUCAAGAACCUGUCAGAUUAG